Messenger RNA from Dicrocoelium dendriticum, 942 nucleotides. NCBI's taxonomy places the organism in Eukaryota, Metazoa, Platyhelminthes, Trematoda, Plagiorchiida, Dicrocoeliidae. The record is from the annotation of a GenBank genome assembly.
CUUUUCCAGCUGACCCUCACCACUGGUCCUAGGAAAAAAACGUCAGUGAAAAAAUUAGAGACAGCGCGGGGCACUGAUGCACAAUACGAAGCGCCGUAUGGCUUAUUGGGCGGAAUACAUUCAUGAUCAUUUCAGUUGGCCCCCUGCUUCCGAACUUCUUCCCACUCAGGUGACGCAGGAUGAGCCAUGGAUAGUUAGUUUAGAGACUCCAUCGGAGGCUGAGGUUCGGAACGGGAUCACAGUCCUCAAUAGUUUUCGUGCUGCUGGCCCGGAUUUCCUCCCGCCUGCAAUAUUUAAGGAUAAACGUGAGAUCCUGCAAAGCACUGACCUCACCAUCCCGGCUAACUGGAGGGAAUCAACUACAGUGGUAACAUACAAGAAGGGCAGUCGCACAGACUGUGCUAACCACAGGGGUAUUAGCCUAACGCCAGUGGUGACAAAAUUACUGACCCCAAUUCUCGUUCGUCGCCUCCUUACGGAACGGAAAUCCCGGAUUAGGAAAGAGCAGGCAGGUAUCCACCUUGGAUGAGGCUGUAUAGUCCAUAUAUUCACGCUGCGGCAGGUGCUAGAGCAGCGCCGCAUGUACCGCAGGCCGACAAUAGCUGUGCUCCUCGAUUUCCUUUAGCGUUCGAUUUAGUCGAAUGAUCCAUUUUGUUCGAAAUGCUUGCGCGGAAAGGUGUUUCCAUGAAAUAUGUGAACAUUUGACGUCCCAUGUACUCGUACACUACAGAAUCUACGGUGACCUGUCGAAUAUCUUUCCGACAAGUGGAGUUCGUCAGGUUUGUCCAGUUUCCCCAGUUUUGUUCAAUUUCGUCGUGGACUCCAUCAGGGAGUGUACCCUCACGGAACCUCACGAUGCUGGCGUUGAGGUCCUGCUUGGUGAAAGGUUAGUUGAUGUUGAUUACGCGGACGACGUCGUAUUGCUGUGUAAUGAUGUUGAGG